AUGACAGGCGAUGUACAUAAAGACCGACACCGACACAUUGCUAGCACUGCCAGGAGCAAGGUGAAAGGCACUGAACUGGAUAGUGCACAUGUGUAUGCAGUGGAGGAUUCGGGAAGAUUCAGAUAUUCUAGUUUCACAUGUAACUCCUCGAUACUGGUAACAUGUACACAUGCAACAACCAGUCUUCCCAGGCUAAAAUCGACAACACUUUCAUGCGAGAGGAGAGCUAGGCAUCCUAUCUUAGACUUAGAUGCUACACCAGACGACGGAACAGUAGUACUGGAAACAGACACGUACAAAGAUCGUUCGAUCGAUGGGAACUGGUACGCUGAUCUGAAGCGAACACAAUCACAAAUCGGAGCGUGCCCCUCCGAUGCGCAUGCCCAUGGGGGUGCCUGGUGUUGUGCAGCCACGUCUGACUUCAAUGCCAAUAUUAGGUCUGGUGGAAUUACAUCGCUAGAAAUGCGGGGAUUUCCUGUUCGAAUGAAUGACAGGUGUCCCCAAGAGUUCUAUGGAGACCUGUGUUGGAACGAGUUACAUAGGGGCCCAGAAAAAUGGUCCACCAAAAUAGAUCCACCAGCAAUUAAUCUUCCUCACAACUUGAAGUUCGGAAUAAUCGAUCAGCCGAGGAUUCUCCUGCGUUUCUCCGUUAUUCAAUCGUUUUGCAUCGUUUUGCGCUCGAGGGCUUGAGCCCUUGAUGUUGGUCAAUGCAGCAUCAUACAAGACAUCAAAAAGGCGCGGGGUUGUGCGCAGAAGGGGGUCUCGGUAUUCCAUCUCUCUCUCUCUGGCCAUUUUUUUAAUAGAGAAGAAAAAACAACGGUCCAACCGAAGAGCGACGGCAGUUUUUGAACCGACAAAUUGAAAGAGUUUGUUCGGAGAAUUAUCGGAAGUAAGCGCG
Cantharellus anzutake is the source of this 898-nucleotide messenger RNA. RefSeq lists its product as uncharacterized. The transcript is spliced from 4 exons. The coding region runs from base 1 to 690 and encodes 229 amino acids. The record is from RefSeq and is a predicted model, not a curated record. NCBI's taxonomy places the organism in Eukaryota, Fungi, Basidiomycota, Agaricomycetes, Cantharellales, Hydnaceae.